AUGGCCGCUACUAACGGCGAGCCUGCAGCAGAUGGCCAGGCCGACGAUAUCGCAAAGCGUGUGCCCGAGGGCGUCGUCCUUCCACCGCGUCACAUUCGAUACAAGAUUGAGAAGGUAGCUGCGUACGUUGCGCGAUCAGGUAAAGCCUUUGAAGACUCGGUUCGCAACAAAAACGCCGGCACCAAUGUCACAUCUUUCCUGGAGCCGGAAGACGAGUACAACGACUACUACAAAUGGCGCGUGGAAGAGUGCAAAGCUGGUCGCAGCACUGAGCAGAAUGCACCUACCGCCAGGACAGAUGUCUCUUUCCAAGGUCGCGAAUCGAGAGCGCCGAAGCCGCCGGAGGAGUUCAAAUUCAGCGCUCGCAUGCCCAACAUCAGCGCCCAGGAUCUCGAAAUUGUCAAGUUGACAGCUCUAUACGCCGCCAAGAAUGGCAGAAGCUGGGUCACGCAUCUCAGUCAGAGAGAAGGUGGCAACUACCAAUUCGACUUCUUGCGGCCCCAGCACUCGCUGAACAUGUUCUUCAACCGCUUGGUGGAGCAGUACAAGGAUCUCAUCGAGGGUGAGACGGCCGAGAACGGUGCGCCCCAGAGGAAGCGCAUCGAAGAGCUGCAGAAGAAUGUCAACAACCGCUUCAAUGUGCUGGAGCGCGCGAAGAAGAGGGCCGAGUACGUCAAGUAUCAAGAGAAGCAGAAGGUCGAGAAGGAAGAGAAGGCUGAGGCAGACCGUGUGGCUUUCGCACAAAUCGACUGGCACGACUUCAGUGUCAUCGCCACCAUCACCUUUGAUGAGCGCGACGAACAAGCAGAUAUGCCGCCGCCACGAACCCUGAACGAUAUGCUGUCGCUGAGCUUGGAAGAGAAGGCAAACAUGCGCAUCGAUCCGAACAGGAGACUAGAGGAAGCUGUGCCAGAUCUCAACGAUUACCAAGACAUUUACGGCCAGCAGGCACAGUAUCCAGCAGCACAAGUCAUGCCGCAACAGCAAUUUUACACUCCGCAACCACCGUACCAACCAACGCCUCCACAACAGUCUCCAUACGCGCCACCAGAGGCUCCAUCGCUUGCCGAAGAGCGCGAUGCGGCACGAAAUGCUACCAGAGCCGCGCACAACCAGCCUGCUCGCAUACGCAACGACUACGUCCCACAAGCACAACUUCGAAAUCGUGUACAAAACACAUCCAUCUGUCCAAACUGCAAGCAGCCGAUACCGAACGAUGAGCUUGAGGAACACAUGCGCAUUGAGCUUCUAGAUCCUCGUUGGCGCGACGAGUCACGUAAGGCUCAGAUGCGAAGCUCGACCACCAACCUGUCGACCGCUGAUGUGGCCAACAACCUGAAGCGGCUGGCAUCGCAGCGAACUGAUGUGUUCGACCCCAUCACAGGUCAAGCAGUCACACCAGAAGAGCAGGAGCGGAGAAAGAGAGCGGAGCUUCAGGCAUAUAAUGGCCAGAUGCCACAGACCGCUGCGCCAGGAACCUUCCCGCCAGGCACAGAUCGGCCGGACGUGCAAGAGCAGAUCCGACAGCUGCACGAGCGGUAUAAGAGAUGAGAGGAUGGUGAUGAUAUGAGAAUUGGAAAGGACAUACCAAGGAUGGCAUCGCGGAGUACUAACGCGCAAGGGAGAAGUGUCUGCCAGCCGUGGCAGAAAGACUCCUGUGAUGCUCCAAUGACCAGAGCACGCCGAGACGCGUUUCGAAAGAGUCAGAGCAACAGCUGGUGGUGUAUCGCCGUACAGCAAAUCAAAUCUCACGACGCUCC
This is a messenger RNA of Pseudocercospora fijiensis CIRAD86, 1760 nucleotides long. RefSeq lists its product as uncharacterized. Bases 1 to 1551 code for a protein of 516 amino acids. Gene Ontology annotation, biological process: regulation of alternative mRNA splicing, via spliceosome; mRNA cis splicing, via spliceosome. The record is from RefSeq and is a predicted model, not a curated record. Gene Ontology annotation, molecular function: RNA binding. The transcript has 2 exons. Gene Ontology annotation, cellular component: U2-type prespliceosome; U2 snRNP; catalytic step 2 spliceosome. Lineage: Eukaryota; Fungi; Ascomycota; Dothideomycetes; Mycosphaerellales; Mycosphaerellaceae.